AAUUAUGAUCGAACAAUCGAUAUCCACCAUCACUGAAAACAAAUAUAUCACUUUCCAAAACGACAUGUCGUUCUCAAAACAAAACCCUCUCUUCAUCACUUCCACACUAUUAUUCUCUCUAAUUUUUCUGCAUGCAGCCACAGCCACCGAUCCUCUCUUCCAUUUCUGCUUCAACAAAGAAAAUUUCACAUCCAAUAGCCCUUUCGCCGCCAACUUAAACGAACUCCUCAAUAACCGUUUGCCCAUCAAAGUACCUCCUACCGGUUUCGGGGUCAGCUCAACCGGUCAAGGUGGCGGCAAUGGCAAUGACAGCAGCCAAGUCAACGGGCUCGGCCUCUGCCGCGGUGACGUCUCAACAGAAAACUGUAAAACCUGCGUUGUUGAAGCCGCCAAAGAGCUUCAACAACGUUGUCCUUACAAUAAAGGAGCCGUUGUAUGGUACGACAAUUGCCUCUUGAAGUACUCAGACGACAACUUCUUUGGUCAAAUCGAUAACAGUAACAGGUUCUACAUGUGGAACGUUCAAGACGUGGAUAACGCUGAGUCGUUUAAUCCCAAGGUGAAGGAACUGCUGAGUGGUUUGUCGUAUAAAGCUUCAAGAACUUCAAAGUUGUAUGCCACGGGUGACAUGGAUCUCGGGUCGGGUCCCGACCCAAAGCUUUAUGGGUUGGUUCAGUGUACUCGGGAUCUUAAUGGGAUGGAUUGUCAAAAGUGUCUUGAUGAUGCAAUAAGCAACCUUCCGAACUGUUGUACUGGAAAAAGAGGAGGUCGUGUUGUUGGUGGUAGUUGCUAUGUGAGAUAUGAGCUUUACUCUAUUGUUGAUGCUUAAUUAGUUUAUUAUUAAGGUUAACCUAUUAAGUUUUAUAAUCACACCAUAUUAUGUAUUGGUUUAAUAAAUAUAUAAUUAAGUAUUAAUUAGUACCUAA
Cannabis sativa is the source of this 926-nucleotide messenger RNA. RefSeq names its product cysteine-rich repeat secretory protein 38. The transcript has a single exon. The record is from RefSeq and is a predicted model, not a curated record. Bases 5 to 829 code for a protein of 274 amino acids. Lineage: Eukaryota; Viridiplantae; Streptophyta; Magnoliopsida; Rosales; Cannabaceae.